UGCUCGGGGCAGACAGGUGGAGGUAGAUAGGGCGUCUCGGCAAAUUGUUCCGCUGCUCCUUUCUACUGCAGCAGCGCGCACUGCUGCCUGCAGUGAGGCUCAAUUACCGUUGUAGACUACAACGGUAAUCAAAAAUGAGUAUGUAUGGAUCCCAAAAGGGGAUUAACAGCAAUCGCAAGGGCUCGGCAAGGAGUGACGUGACUGGAGGUGGAAACUACCAGUACACACGCAGCGAGGCCGGACAAGGCGGCGGUAAUGGAUACGGGCCUGCAGACCCCUUCAUGGACGCAUACUCCUACACCUUUUCUUCUGGAGGUGGUGCAGGGGGUAGCGGACAUGGGGGCUCUGGCCUGCACCAGAAGGCCAUGAUCCUGCAGGAGCAAUGUCAGGAUUUCCUGAGGAAGGCGGAACACGCCAUGCAAACUGGUGGGGAUGCAGAGCGCUACAUGGCCAUGGCCAGGGAGACCAUAGAUCAGCUGAAGGGCUGUGCGAGCCAACUACGACAGAUCGGCCAACCCAAUGACAAUGUGGUCAGAAGUGUUGAGGUGUGCAGGGACCAGCUGAAGGGAGUCCACAUGGCCAUCAGUGAGACCCUGCAUAGGAGAAGGAAGAGCACCCGAGGCAACUCGGGAGUCUGGGAGGAUCCCGGACGGACUUACGUGGAUGCGAUGGGCUGGAUUGGACAACAGAAGCGUUUGAUCGAGACCUCUCCUUGGGGAGACGACCAGGAGACUCUCCAACAGCAGCUGGUCAAACACCAGAUGUUCCACAGCUCCAUCCAGAGGAGUGAUGAGAUGGACCGCGCAAGGGAUGAGCUGCAUCAAAAUGGCGACAAGGCUAGCCUCAAUGCCCUGGACCAGGAAUGGGACAGCCUCCAGAAAAUGUCCUUCAGUCGGAGCGAGUGGCUGCAAGAGCUGCAACUGAUCAUCGAGGACAUCUCCAAGGAAAUCAUGUGGGUGAACUACAGGGAGGAGGAGGAGCUGGUCUUCGAUUGGGGAGAAAGAAACAUUGACCUGUACAUCCCUAAGAAGCAGGAGAGCUACUCUCAAUUGAUGAGUGCCCUGGAAGGGAAGGAGAGGGACCUGAAUAGACUCAAGGUCAAAGUAGACGUGGCCCUGAAAAACAACCACCCCGCCUCGGACAAGAUCGAGGCCUACAUGGACACUCUGCAGACACAGUGGAGCUGGCUCCUGCAGAUCACCAAGUGCAUUCAUGUCCAUCUGAAGGAGAAUGCAGCCUACAGCCAGUUCUUCAAGGAGGCGAAUGAGACGUACGGCGCACUGCAGAAGGAACAUGAGACCAUACGCAAGAAGUUCACCUGUGACAAGGACACCUCCCUGGACAGCCUGCUCGAGCUGCUCGCGGAACUAGAGAAAGAAAAGGAAAAAAUCCUGGAGAACAAGAGGCAGGUCCAGCACCUGGUCAACAUGUCCAAGAGCAUCGUGAGGCUGAAGCCCAGGAACCCCGAGGAGAAGAGCAGCAGCACCGUCAUCGUGCGAGCCCUCUGUGACUUCAAACAAGACCAGAAAGUAAUCUGUAAGGACAACGAGGGCAUCCUUAAGGACAACAGCCAGCGCAGCAAGUGGCAGGUGACUGGACCAGGUGGCCUGGACAUGCUGGUGCCCUCUGUCUGCCUGCUGGUCCCACCUCCAAACCCCAUCUCUAUCUCCAUGGCCAAGAAGAAUGACCAGUACUACGAGGCAAUUCUCUCCAUAUGGAACCAGCUGUACAUCAACAUCAAGAGCCUCAUCUCGUGGCAGUACUGUUGCAUGGAUAUUGAAAACAUAAACUCACUCACCGUCGCCAUGCUGUCUCGAAUGUCUUCUGAGGAAUACCGCAGCCUGAUUAAACGAUUGGAGACUCACUAUUCAGAGUUUAGAGUCAACUCCCAUGGCUCCCAGAUGAUUGAAGAGGAGGACUUGAUGACCAUUGAAAGCCAGUACAAUGGAGCCCAGAAUCACUAUGAGCAACUGGUGGUGCAAUUGCCUUCCUACACCCAGUAUGCCUCAACAGACUACGCUGUACAGCUACAAAACAUCGAACCACAGAAGGUUGAACCGAAAUGGCAACUGGUACACCAACCAAUGUAUCUUAUUCAGCAGCCAAGCCAGCAGGUAGUCAUCCAGGAGGAGCAGCAGAUACGAAUGGAGAGGAUGGAAAGGAUGAGGGAGGUGGAGGAGGAGGAGGAAAGAAGGAGAGUGGAAAUAAGGAGACUAGAGGAGAAUAGAAGGAUGGAUGAGGAGGCCAGGAAGAGGGAGGAGGCAUUGAUGCUAGAGGAGGAGAUGAGGCAGAGGGAGCAGGAGAAGGCGAUGAAGCGGGAGGAGGAGAAGAGGAGGAUGGCGGAGACGCAAAGACUGGAGGAGGAGGUGAGGUUGAGGGAGGAGAAAAGGAAGAUAGAGGAGGCGAAAAGGAAGGUGGAACUCAAGAAAGUAGAGGUGAAGAAGGACCACGUGAUCAAGAAGGAAGCGGUGCGAACGAUCAAGGCUGAGUCUGUGAAGAGGAAGACGUCCUCCUCCGCCUUUUCCUCCACCUCCUCCUCCUCCUCCUUCCAUGGGUCCAGCUCCCACAGCCUGAUGGAGCUCCGCACCCUUAGGACUAGGAUGGAGUCAGCGGAGGGAGCACUCAACCAGCACAUCCACAUCAGUCUGGGGGACGACAAAGUGCGGGAAUGUGGCCUUCGUAUUACAGAGCUGGAGAUGGUACAACGAGACAUUGACGACAUCCAGGGGGACAUCCUGCGUAUCAAGGACAUGAUUUUGAUGGAGGUCGAGGGCAUGGCAGAUGCUGACAAAGCCCAGUUCCUACGCAGUGAUAUCGGGGGAAUCACCCAAAGACUGGGUGUUCUGGACUCCAGCCUCUCAGCUUACCUGCAGAGGCUGCGGGCCCUCAGGAACCUGCUGGAGAGUGUGUCACACGGUGAAGACAUAGUGAAAGUGCAUGAGGCCAGGCUGACAGAGAAGGAUACCACUUCCCUCUCACCUGGAGAGGUAGAGGACUACAUAAUGUACCUCAAGAAUAUGAAGGUUGAGUUGGACCAGAAGAGGGACGUUUUUGACUCCAUGGAGGCAGAGAUGGAAAAGGCGAACAACUGGAACAGCCAGGUGGGCGACUCCUCCCUUAGGUGUGACAUGACCCUGGCCACAUACAGCGAGCUGGUGGGCCAGUUGACAAACCGCUGGAGACGCAUCCAUACCCAGAUUGACUGCAGAAUGAAGGAUCUGGAGUUCUACGUUCCCCAGCUGCAGCAGUACAAGAAAGACAGCACAUCCCUUGAUGAGUGGAUCGACUCCACACAGAAACGCCAGAAGGCCCUGCAGUCCACCAAGAUAGAGGACCUCGAAACUGUCGUCCUACACAUCAGCCAACAGAAGGCACUGAAUUCUGAGAUCAAGGAGAAGAGAAGGACAUUAGAUAGUGUGUUGACCGAGUCUGGGGACUGUGUGAGCUCCAUCAAGGACUACGAAUCAGACCUUGCCGCAUACGGCUCUGGAUUAGAGACUCUUCUCAACAUCCCCAUCAAGAGGACCAUACUGACGUCUCCAUCUACAGAGCUUAAUCAAGAGGCUGUGGAAAUGCAGACUCGCUACAUGGAGCUGUUCACUCUCUCUGGUGACUACUACACAUACCUGGGAGCAAUGCAGAAAAAUAUGGAGGAGCUCAAGAUUCGUAAUACCAGAAUUGAUCUUCUGGAGGAGGAGCUCCGGCUGCUGAAGGGGUCGAUCGAGAGCAACACCACCAAGAACCGGCAGCUGCAGGAUGCUCUUGCCCGUUAUCAGCUGGAGCUCUCCAAUUCCAAAGAGCAGCUGCUGUCGGUGGAGAACGGAAAUGAAGACGAGUCGCGGAAAAGGAGGCUGGCAGAGGAUCGCUACAACAAGCAAAAGGAAGAAUAUGAGAUUCUGCUGAAAAGAGCGGAGAAGAACAUGACAGAUAAGGAGCGUGAGGCUGAGCAGCUGCGACAAAGGCUGGCCGACGAGUCGGCAAGGGUGAGAGAACUGCAGUUGGAGACAUCAAAGGUAAGGGCUGUUUGCAUUGCUGAGAUGAGAAGCUUAAAGCUCAGCUAUGAAUCCCAGAUCCAGGCCAGUCACGCAGACAUUGAGCUUCUCGCCACCCAGCGGGAGGAGGCUGCAAAUGAGCAGAAGCUACAAUGUGAUCGCAUGGAGGCGGAGAAGAAGGAUCUGCAGGAGGAACUGACCAGGCACCGGCUGUCAAUCGGCGAGGCUGAAGAGGGAAGGAGGAGGGCAGAGCAGCAGGCUCUAAGUCAGCUCUCUGUUAUCGCGGAGGAGGGAUGCCAGAGGAGAGACCUGGAGGAGCAGCUGGAGUCGCUGAUAAGGCAGAGAGAGGCAGACGAUGCCCGGCACAGGGUAGAGCUGGUUGAACUCAAAAAGACGCUGGAAGACAAGAGUGCCCAGGUGGCAUACGUCACACAUAGCCUGUCGGAGGAGACACGUAGGAGAACAACCAUAGAGGAAGGCCAGAAUGUUUUGGAGGAGACCCUGGCCAAGCUACACAUGGAGCUGGCUAGCUCCUCCGUAUCUAUCGCAGGGUUGAAGGAGUGUGAAGAGGGACUUGAGAGGAUGCACUUUGAGAUUGAGAGGCAGGUUAGCGAAAGAAGCAGAGCGGAACAGAAUAUCAUCAGGUUACAGGGCCGCAUAAAGGACCUUCAGUCCGUAAGAGAUGUGCUGGAGAGCCAGGUAGAGGUGCUAAGGAAGUCCAAUCAAGAGGAAGUGAAUAAAAGGAAGAUGAUAGAAACAGAGCUGGAGCAGACCACAAUCACAAUAAGGGAGUAUAGCAGUAACCUCAACUUGCUGCUUAAAAGCCAAGAAAAGGCCACCACUGCAGAGAAAAGAGUUGAGGAGGAGUUACUAAGGUUGAAAGGUGAACUGGACCAAAGCUUGAGACAAAACAAGAUCUCUUCAGAGCACCUGAGCAAGUUAAGUUUUGAACUGAUGGCCCUUCAGCAAAACCUUCUUCAAGAGCAGGCAUUUGUAAAGGAGGCCAAUCUUUGCAAGGAGAACCUUUACAAAUCUAUCGAAGAGAAGAGUGAGGCGUUGAACCAGAACUCUGUUGAGCUUCAGAUGUGGAAGGAGAAUACAGAAACCCUGACCAAAGAGAGGGUGAGAUUGGAGGAGGUGCUGCUAGUCGUAAGCCAUGAGAGAGAUGAGCUUCUAAGAUCCAAACUGGGAAAUGAUGAAGAGCUGGUCACUCAAGUCUCUGCCUUGGAGCACCAGUGGCAAAGUAGUAACCGCAGAAGUUUAGACUACAAGCACCUCGUCACAGAACUUUCCACAGAGAGGGAAAAAUUCAAGCUGGAGAUAGAGAAAACCCAAAAGCAGUCGAUUGAGACUACGGAGGAUCUUGAGCGCAUCAAGCUAUCUCUGGAAUCGGAGUGCCACAUCAAACAACGUCUACAGGAAGAGAACGAUAGGCUAAAGAAUGAAUUUAGGUUAUUGAAGGACAAAUAUGACAGCAAGGAGAGCCAAACAAGACAGCACGACUCUGACAAGGAUCGCUUUGAACAGGAGAUAAAUGAACUUAAAGGUGAGAUACAGAGGCUAAGAAAGGACUCAGAGGUGAUUAUUUCAAGAAAAACAAUGGCGACUGACCUAAAGGCAGUGAGAGAGCCUCCAAACCUUAUCUUUGAUGGUGUACGCAAAACAGUCACAGCAAAACAGUUACAUGAUUGUGGUGUGUUGGAUGAACUAACAUUUAACAAACUGUUGGAAGGGAAAAAGAGGGUCCCGGCUGUGUCUGUUGACAAAAAGGUAAUUCUUAAAGGGACUGGACCCAUUGCUGGGGUAGUGAUUGCAAGUCAGAAAGGUACAUUCUCCUUGUCUGGGCCCUUAAGUAAAAUGUCCCUGACUGAAGCCAAAAAAGGAAACCUUAUUCCUCUGGAUUGUGCUGAUCUUCUUUUGGAUGCCCAAGCUGCCACAGGGCACAUGAUUGAUCCUAGACUGAAUCAGAAGUUGACAGUGGAGGAGGCCUGCGACCAAGGAUUGGUUGAUGAAAAUGACCGGCAGAGAUUGCUUGCUGCUGAGGCAGCUGCUGUGGGCUACCAUGAUCCUGGAACAGGGCAACCGCUAUCAGCAUUCCAGGCAAUGAAGAAAGGAUUGAUUGACAAAAGCACAGCACUGCGUCUACUUCAAGCACAGGAGUGUACAGGUGGCAUUCUAGAUCCCACGCUUAGUGUAUUCCUCCCAAAAGACAUUGCCAUUGAGCGUGAUCUGAUCAAUGAAGAUAUUUAUCGGGCUUUGAAUCAGAGGCCUGAGCUCUACAUGGACCCAGAGACAGAACUGGGUGCCAGCUAUAUAUCACUGAAAAGGAGAUGCCAAAAAGAGCCAAACACAGGAUUACUGCUUCUUCCAGUCUCCAAAAAGCUAGACCCAUCCAAACUGGUGUUUGACGGUGUACGCAAACCAGUUACAGCAAAGCAGUUAAAUGAUUGUGGUGUGUUGGAUAAACCAAUGUUAGAUCAACUGUUGAAAGGGGAAAUAAGCGUCCAAGAUGUGUCUGUUGACAAAAAGAUAAUUCUCAAAGGGACUGGACCUAUUGCUGGAGUAAUUAUUGCAAGUGCAAAAGGUACAGUGUCCCUUUCUGGGCCCUUAAGUAAAAUGUCCCUGAGUGAAGCCAAAGAAAAAGAUCUUCUUCCUCUCGAUUGUGCUGAUCUUCUUUUGGAUGCCCAAGCUGCCACAGGUCACAUGAUUGAUCCCAUAACAAAUCAGAAGUUGACAGUGGAGGAGGCCUGCGACCAAGGAUUGGUGGCUGAAAACGACCGGCAGAGAUUGCUUGCUGCUGAGGCAGCUGCUGUUGGCUACCUUGAUCGUGGCACAGGGAAACCGUUGUCAGCAUUCCAGGCAAUGAAGAAAGGAUUGAUUGACAACAACACAGCACUGCGUCUGAUUCAAGCACAGGAGUCUACAGGUGGUUUUCUAGAUCCCAUUCUUAGUGUUUUCGUCCCAAAAGACAUUGCCUACGAGCGUGAUCUGAUCAAUGAGCAAAUGGACAAGGCUUUGAAUCAAAGGCCUGCACUCUACUUGGACCCAACAACAGAGCAAGGUGCCAGCUAUGGAUCACUUAAAAGAAGAUGCAAAACAGAGCCAAACACAGGACUACUGCUCCUUCCUGUCCCUCAAAGGCUAGACCCGUCCAAUUUGGUAUUUGAUGGGGUUCGAAAGCCGGUCACAGCAAAGCAGUUGCUUGAUUGUGGUGUGAUAGACAAGCCAACAUUUAAAGAGCUAUGCACGGGAGAGAAAACUGUAUCAGAGGUGUCUACCGACAAAAUAGUUAGUCUUAAGGGGAAUGGGCCCAUUGCCGCUGUGAUAGUUGGCAAUCAAGUCAAAAUGUCCUUUGCAGAGGCCAAAAAGCAAGGUCUUGUUCCACCAGAGAGUGCUAAUAUGCUACUGGAGGCCCAGGCUGCCACAGGCCACAUCAUUGAUUCUAGAACCAAUCAAAAUCUGACUGUAGAGGAAGCAUGUGACAAAGGGGUGGUAGCAAGGGAAGAUAGAGACAGGUUGCUGGCAGCAGAAGCUGCUGCUAUUGGCUACUAUGAUCGUAGAACAGCUAAGCAUCUAUCAGUGUUUGAAGCCAUGAAGAAGGGAAUUGUGGACAAGAAAACCGCACUUACUCUGCUUCAGGCGCAAGAAUCUGCAGGAGGCAUUCUAGACCCUGUGAAGAGUGUGUUCCUCCCCAAGGAUACAGCCAUAAAACAUAAACUUCUUGAUGAAGAGCUGAAACACGCUCUAAACCAGCAACCUGAGUAUUACAUUGACCCAGAAACUGAGAUGGGUGUUCCGUAUGAAGUUUUGAGGAAAAGAUGCAAGACCGAAUCUCACACAGGUCUGAUACUGCUGCCUAUAUCUGAAAAGCAAGACCCAAGCUUAAUCAUCUUUGAUGGUGUCCGCAAGCCAGUCAACGCACAGCAGCUGCUUGAUUGUGGUGUUCUGGACAAGCCAACAUUUAAAGAAUUAGUAAAAGGAGACAAAACUGUACCACAAGUUUCUCUGAUCAAGAGAGACAGUCUAAAAGGUACUGGAUGCAUUAGUGGGGUAAUCGCUGGAAAGGUAGGCAAAAUGUCCUUUGAUGAUGCCAAGAAACAAGGGCUACUUUCAAAAGAGAGCGCUGAUCUGUUAUUAGAGGCUCAAGCAGCCACAGGCCACAUUAUUGAUCCUAGAAGCAAUCACAGUCUGACUGUGGAAGAAGCAUGUGAUAAAGGGGUGGUGGCUAAGGAAGAUAGAGAGAGGUUGUUAGCAGCAGAAGCUGCUGCUAUUGGCUACAAUGAUCGUAGCACGUCAAGGCCUUUGUCAGUAUUUGACGCCAUAAAGAAGGGACUGGUGGACAUGAAAACUGCGCUAACACUGCUUCAGGCCCAAGAAUCAGCUGGAGGCAUUCUAGACCCUGUGAAAAGUGUUUUCCUCCCCAAGGAUACAGCCAUAAAACAUAACCUUCUUGAUGAAGAGCUGAAACACGCUCUAAACCAGCAACCUGAGUAUUACAUUGACCCAGAAACUGAGAAGGGUGUUACCUAUGAGUCUUUGAAGAAACGAUGCAAGACCGAAUCUCACACAGGCCUGAUACUGCUGCCUAUUUCUGGCAGACAGGACCCAAACAAACUCAUCUUUGAUGGUGUCCGCAAGCCAGUCACCGCACAGCAAUUGCUUGAUUGUGGUGUGUUAGACAAGCCCACAUUUAAUCAGCUAUUGACGAAGGAGAAAACUAUUCCAGACGUAUCCAAAGACAAAAAGACUAGUCUUAAGGGUACUGGGGCCAUAGCUGCUGUGAUAGCUGGCGAUCACGGCAAAAUAUCAUUUGCAGAAGCCAAGAAGCAAGGACUAAUUCCAACCGAUAGUGCUAAUAAGCUAUUGGAGGCGCAGGCUGCAACAGGCCACAUCAUUGAUCCUGAAACAAAUACAAAAUUGACUGUAGAGGAAGCAUGUGUCAAAGGGGUGGUGGCUAAGGAAGAUAGAGAACGGUUGUUAGCGGCAGAAUCUGCUGCAAUUGGUUACAAUGAUCGGACAACAGCCAAGCCCCUUUCAGUGUUUGAAGCCCUGAAUAAGGGAAUUGUGGACAAGAAAACCGCCAUUACACUGCUUCAGGCUCAAGAAUCUGCAGGAGGCAUUCUAGACCCGGUGAACAGUGUUUUCCUACCCAGAGAUACCGCAAUAAAAGGCAAACUUAUCGAUGAGGAGCUGAAACGCUCUCUAAACCAGCAGCCAGAGUGUUACAUAGACCCAGACACUGAGAAGGAUGUUACAUAUGAGUCAUUGAAGAGAAGGUGCAAGACUGAAUAUGACACAGGUCUGCUACUUUUGCCUAUUUCUGGAAAGCAAGACCCAAACAAAGUCAUCUUUGAUGGUGUCCGCAAGCCAGUCACCGCACAGCAAUUGCUUGAUUGUGGUGUGUUAGACAAGCCCACAUUUAAUCAGCUAUUGAAGAAGGAGAAAACUAUUCCAGACGUAUCCAAAGACAAAAAGAUUAGUCUUAAGGGUACUGGGGCCAUAGCUGCUGUGAUAGCUGGAGAUUACGGCAAAAUGUCAUUUGCAGAAGCCAAGAAGCAAGGACUAAUUCCAACUGAUAGUGCUAAUAAGCUAAUGGAGGCGCAGGCUGCAACAGGCCACAUCAUUGAUCCUGAAACAAAUACAAAAUUGACUGUAGAGGAAGCAUGUGUCAAAGGGGUGGUGGCUCAGGAAGAUAGAGAACGGUUGUUAGCGGCAGAAUCUGCUGCAAUUGGUUACAAUGAUCGGACAACAGCCAAGCCUCUUUCAGUGUUUGAAGCCCUGAAUAAGGGAAUUGUGGACAAGAAAACCGCCCUUACACUGCUUCAGGCUCAAGAAUCUGCGGGAGGCAUUCUAGACCCGGUGAACAGUGUUUUCCUACCCAGAGAUACCGCAACAAAAGGCAAACUUAUCGAUGAAGAGCUGAAACGCUCUCUAAACCAGCAGCCAGAGUGUUACAUAGACCCAGACACUGAGAAGGAUGUUACAUAUGAAUCAUUGAAGAGAAGGUGCAAGACUGAAUACGACACAGGUCUGCUACUUUUGCCUAUUUCUGGAAAGCAAGACCCAAACAAACUCAUCUUUGAUGGUGUCCGCAAGCCAGUCACCGCACAGCAAUUGCUUGAUUGUGGUGUGUUAGACAAGCCCACAUUUAAUCAGCUAUUGAAGAAGGAGAAAACUAUUCCAGACGUAUCCAAAGACAAAAAGAUUAGUCUUAAGGGGACUGGGGCCAUAGCUGCUGUGAUAGCUGGAGAUUACGGCAAAAUGUCAUUUGCAGAAGCCAAGAAGCAAGGACUAAUUCCAACUGAUGGUGCUAAUAAGCUAAUGGAGGCGCAGGCUGCGACAGGCCACAUCAUUGAUCCUGAAACAAAUACAAAAUUGACUGUAGAGGAAGCCUGUGUUAAAGGGGUGGUGGCUAAGGAAGAUAGAGAACGGUUGUUAGCGGCAGAAUCUGCUGCAAUUGGUUACACUGAUCGGACAACAGCCAAGCCUCUUUCAGUGUUUGAAGCCCUGAAUAAGGGAAUUGUGGACAAGAAAACCGCCCUUACUCUGCUUCAGGCUCAAGAAUCUGCAGGAGGCAUUCUGGACCCGGUGAACAGUGUUUUUCUACCCAAAGAUACUGCAAUAAAACGAAAACUUAUCGAUGAAGAGCUGAAACGCUCUCUAAACCAGCAGCCAGAGUGUUACAUAGACCCAGACACUGAGAAGGAUGUCACAUAUGAGUCAUUGAAGAGAAGGUGCAAGACUGAAUAUGACACAGGUCUGCUACUUUUGCCUAUUUCUGGAAAGCAGGACCCAAACAAACUCAUCUUUGAUGGUGUCCGCAAGCCAGUCACCGCACAGCAAUUGCUUGAUUGUGGUGUGUUAGACAAGCCCACAUUUAAUCAGCUAUUGACGAAGGAGAAAACGGUUCCAGACGUAUCCAAAGAUAAAAAGACUAGUCUUAAGGGUACUGGGGCCAUAGCUGCUGUGAUAGCUGGAGAUCACGGCAAAAUUUCAUUUGCAGAAGCCAAGAAGCAAGGACUUAUUCCAGCUGAUAGUGCUAAUAAGCUAUUGGAGGCGCAGGCUGCAACAGGCCACAUCAUUGAUCCUGAAACAAAUACAAAACUGACUGUAGAGGAAGCAUGUGUCAAAGGGGUGGUGGUUAAGGAAGAUAGAGAAUGGUUGUUAGCGGCAGAAUCUGCUGCAAUUGGUUAUACUGAUCGGACAACCGCAAAGUGUCUUUCAGUGUUUGAAGCCCUCAAUAAGGGAAUUUUGGACAAGAAAACCGCCCUUACUCUGCUUCAGGCUCAAGAAUCUGCAGGAGGCAUUCUAGACCCGGUGAACAGUGUUUUCCUACCCAAAGAUGCCGCAAUAAAACGAAAACUUAUCGAUGAAGAGCUGAAACGCUCUCUAAACCAGCAGCCAGAGUGUUACAUAGACCCAGACACUGAGAAGGAUGUUACAUAUGAAUCAUUGAAGAGAAGGUGCAAGACUGAAUACGACACAGGUCUGCUACUUUUGCCUAUUUCUGGAAAGCAAGACCCAAACAAACUCAUCUUUGAUGGGGUCCGCAAGCCAGUCACCGCACAGCAAUUGCUUGAUUGUGGUGUGUUAGACAAGCCCACAUUUAAUCAGCUAUUGACGAAGGAGAAAACUAUUCCAGACGUAUCAAAAGACAAAAAGACUAGUCUUAAGGGUACUGGGGCCAUAGCUGCUGUGAUAGCUGGAGAUUACGGCAAAAUGUCAUUUGCAGAAGCCAAGAAGCAAGGACUAAUUCCAACUGAUGGUGCUAAUAAGCUAAUGGAGGCGCAGGCUGCGACAGGCCACAUCAUUGAUCCUGAAACAAAUACAAAAUUGACUGUAGAGGAAGCCUGUGUUAAAGGGGUGGUGGCUAAGGAAGAUAGAGAACGGUUGUUAGCGGCAGAAUCUGCUGCAAUUGGUUACACUGAUCGGACAACAGCCAAGCCUCUUUCAGUGUUUGAAGCCAUGAAUAAGGGAAUUUUGGACAAGAAAACCGCCCUUACUCUGCUUCAGGCUCAAGAAUCUGCAGGAGGCAUUCUAGACCCGGUGAACAGUGUUUUCCUACCCAAAGAUGCCGCAAUAAAACGAAAACUUAUCGAUGAAGAGCUGAAACGCUCUCUAAACCAGCAGCCAGAGUGUUACAUAGACCCAGACACUGAGAAGGAUGUUACAUAUGAGUCAUUGAAGAGAAGGUGCAAGACUGAAUAUGACACAGGUCUGCUACUUUUGCCUAUUUCUGGAAAGCAAGACCCAAACAAACUCAUCUUUGAUGGGGUCCGCAAGCCAGUCACCGCACAGCAAUUGCUUGAUUGUGGUGUGUUAGACAAGCCCACAUUUAAUCAGCUAUUGACGAAGGAGAAAACUAUUCCAGACGUAUCAAAAGACAAAAAGACUAGUCUUAAGGGUACUGGGGCCAUAGCUGCUGUGAUAGCUGGAGAUUACGGCAAAAUGUCAUUUGCAGAAGCCAAGAAGCAAGGAUUAAUUCCAACUGAUAGUGCUAAUAAGCUAAUGGAGGCGCAGGCUGCAACAGGCCACAUCAUUGAUCCUGAAACAAAUACAAAAUUGACUGUAGAGGAAGCCUGUGUUAAAGGGGUGGUGGCUAAGGAAGAUAGAGAACGGUUGUUAGCAGCAGAAUCUGCUGCAAUUGGUUACACUGAUCGGACAACAGCCAAGCCUCUUUCAGUGUUUGAAGCCAUGAAUAAGGGAAUUGUGGACAAGAAGACCGCCCUUACUCUGCUUCAGGCUCAAGAAUCUGCAGGAGGCAUUCUGGACCCGGUGAACAGUGUUUUCCUACCCAGAGAUACCGCAAUAAAAGGCAAACUUAUCGAUGAAGAGCUGAAACGCUCUCUAAACCAGCAGCCAGAGUGUUACAUAGACCCAGACACUGAGAAGGAUGUUACAUAUGAAUCAUUGAAGAGAAGGUGCAAGACUGAAUACGACACAGGUCUGCUACUUUUGCCUAUUUCUGGAAAGCAAGACCCAAACAAACUCAUCUUUGAUGGUGUCCGCAAGCCAGUCACCGCACAGCAAUUGCUUGAUUGUGGUGUGUUAGACAAGCCCACAUUUAAUCAGCUAUUGAAGAAGGAGAAAACUAUUCCAGAUGUAUCCAAAGACAAAAAGAUUAGUCUUAAGGGGACUGGGGCCAUAGCUGCUGUGAUAGCUGGAGAUUACGGCAAAAUGUCAUUUGCAGAAGCCAAGAAGCAAGGACUAAUUCCAACUGAUAGUGCUAAUAAGCUAAUGGAGGCGCAGGCUGCGACAGGCCACAUCAUUGAUCCUGAAACAAAUACAAAAUUGACUGUAGAGGAAGCCUGUGUUAAAGGGGUGGUGGCUAAGGAAGAUAGAGAACGGUUGUUAGCGGCAGAAUCUGCUGCAAUUGGUUACACUGAUCGGACAACAGCCAAGCCUCUUUCAGUGUUUGAAGCCCUGAAUAAGGGAAUUGUGGACAAGAAAACCGCCCUUACUCUGCUUCAGGCUCAAGAAUCUGCAGGAGGCAUUCUGGACCCGGUGAACAGUGUUUUUCUACCCAAAGAUACUGCAAUAAAACGAAAACUUAUCGAUGAAGAGCUGAAACGCUCUCUAAACCAGCAGCCAGAGUGUUACAUAGACCCAGACACUGAGAAGGAUGUCACAUAUGAGUCAUUGAAGAGAAGGUGCAAGACUGAAUAUGACACAGGUCUGCUACUUUUGCCUAUUUCUGGAAAGCAGGACCCAAACAAACUCAUCUUUGAUGGUGUCCGCAAGCCAGUCACCGCACAGCAAUUGCUUGAUUGUGGUGUGUUAGACAAGCCCACAUUUAAUCAGCUAUUGACGAAGGAGAAAACGGUUCCAGACGUAUCCAAAGAUAAAAAGACUAGUCUUAAGGGUACUGGGGCCAUAGCUGCUGUGAUAGCUGGAGAUCACGGCAAAAUUUCAUUUGCAGAAGCCAAGAAGCAAGGACUUAUUCCAGCUGAUAGUGCUAAUAAGCUAUUGGAGGCGCAGGCUGCAACAGGCCACAUCAUUGAUCCUGAAACAAAUACAAAACUGACUGUAGAGGAAGCAUGUGUCAAAGGGGUGGUGGCUAAGGAAGAUAGAGAAUGGUUGUUAGCGGCAGAAUCUGCUGCAAUUGGUUAUACUGAUCGGACAACCGCAAAGUGUCUUUCGGUGUUUGAAGCCCUCAAUAAGGGAAUUUUGGACAAGAAAACCGCCCUUACUCUGCUUCAGGCUCAAGAAUCUGCAGGAGGCAUUCUAGACCCGGUGAACAGUGUUUUCCUACCCAAAGAUGCCGCAAUAAAACGAAAACUUAUCGAUGAAGAGCUGAAACGCUCUCUAAACCAGCAGCCAGAGUGUUACAUAGACCCAGACACUGAGAAGGAUGUUACAUAUGAGUCAUUGAAGAGAAGGUGCAAGACUGAAUAUGACACAGGUCUGCUACUUUUGCCUAUUUCUGGAAAGCAAGACCCAAACAAACUCAUCUUUGAUGGGGUCCGCAAGCCAGUCACCGCACAGCAAUUGCUUGAUUGUGGUGUGUUAGACAAGCCCACAUUUAAUCAGCUAUUGACGAAGGAGAAAACUAUUCCAGACGUAUCAAAAGACAAAAAGACUAGUCUUAAGGGUACUGGGGCCAUAGCUGCUGUGAUAGCUGGAGAUUACGGCAAAAUGUCAUUUGCAGAAGCCAAGAAGCAAGGAUUAAUUCCAACUGAUAGUGCUAAUAAGCUAAUGGAGGCGCAGGCUGCAACAGGCCACAUCAUUGAUCCUGAAACAAAUACAAAAUUGACUGUAGAGGAAGCCUGUGUUAAAGGGGUGGUGGCUAAGGAAGAUAGAGAACGGUUGUUAGCAGCAGAAUCUGCUGCAAUUGGUUACACUGAUCGGACAACAGCCAAGCCUCUUUCAGUGUUUGAAGCCAUGAAUAAGGGAAUUGUGGACAAGAAGACCGCCCUUACUCUGCUUCAGGCUCAAGAAUCUGCAGGAGGCAUUCUGGACCCGGUGAACAGUGUUUUCCUACCCAAAGAUGCCGCAAUAAAACGAAAACUUAUCGAUGAAGAGCUGAAACGCUCUCUAAACCAGCAGCCAGAGUGUUACAUAGACCCAGACACUGAGAAGGAUGUUACAUAUGAGUCAUUGAAGAGAAGGUGCAAGACUGAAUAUGACACAGGUCUGCUACUUUUGCCUAUUUCUGGAAAGCAGGACCCAAACAAACUAAUCUUUGAUGGCGUCCGCAAGCCAGUCACCGCACAGCAAUUGCUUGAUUGUGGUGUGUUAGACAAGCCCACAUUUAAUCAGCUAUUGAAGAAGGAGAAAACUAUUCCGGACGUAUCCAAAGACAAAAAGACUAGUCUUAAGGGUACUGGGGCCAUAGCUGCUGUGAUAGCUGGAGAUCACGGCAAAAUUUCAUUUGCAGAAGCCAAGAAGCUAGGACUUAUUCCAACCGAUAGUGCUGAUAAGCUAUUGGAGGCGCAGGCUGCAACAGGCCACAUCAUUGAUCCUGAAACAAAUACAAAACUGACUGUAGAGGAAGCAUUUGUCAAAGGGGUGGUGGCUAAGGAAGAUAGAGAACGGUUGUUAGCGGCAGAAUCUGCUGCAAUUGGUUAUACUGAUCGGACAACCGCAAAGUGUCUUUCAGUGUUUGAAGCCCUCAAUAAGGGAAUUUUGGACAAGAAAACCGCCCUUACUCUGCUUCAGGCUCAAGAAUCUGCAGGAGGCAUUCUGGACCCGGUGAACAGUGUUUUCCUACCCAAAGAUGCCGCAAUAAAACGAAAACUUAUCGAUGAAGAGCUGAAACGCUCUCUAAACCAGCAGCCAGAGUGUUACAUAGACCCAGACACUGAGAAGGAUGUUACAUAUGAGUCAUUGAAGAGAAGGUGCAAGACUGAAUAUGACACAGGUCUUCUACUUUUGCCUAUUUCUGGAAAGCAGGACCCAAACAAACUCAUCUUUGAUGGUGUCCGCAAGCCAGUCACCGCACAGCAAUUGCUUGAUUGUGGUGUGUUAGACAAGCCCACAUUUAAUCAGCUAUUGAAGAAGGAGAAAACUAUUCCAGACGUAUCCAAAGACAAAAAGACUAGUCUUAAGGGCACUGGGGCCAUAGCUGCGGUGAUAGCUGGAGAUCGAGGCAAAAUGUCCUUUGCAGAAGCCAAGAAACAAGGACUCAUUCCAAUUGAUAGCGCUAACAAACUUUUGGAGGCCCAGGCUGCCACGGGCCACAUCAUUGAUCCUGAAACCAAUAAGAAACUGACUGUAGUGGAAGCAUGUGACAAAGGGUUGGUGGCUAAGGAAGAUAGAGAACGGCUGUUAGCAGCAGAAUUCGCUGCCAUUGGUUACACUGAUCGAAGCACAGCCAAGCCUCUUUCCGUGUUUGAAGCCAUGAAGAAGGGACUUGUAGACAAGAAAACUGCACUAACUCUGCUUCAGGCUCAAGAAUCUGCAGGAGGCGUUCUUGACCCAGUGAAUAGUAUUUUCCUACCCAGAGAUAUUGCAGUAAAACGUAAACUCAUUGAUGAAGAGCUGAAACGCUCCCUAAUCCAACAGCCCGAGUGCUACGUGGACCCAGACACUGAAAAGUGUGUAACCUAUGAGUCAUUGAAGAGAAGGUGCAAGACUGAACCGGAAACAGGUCUUCUGCUUCUGCCUAUCUCUGAAACGCAAGAUCCCAAGAAACUAAUCUUUGAUGGUAUCCGCAAGCCAGUCACAGCACAGCAGUUGCUUGAUUGCGAAGUAUUAGACAAGCCAACAUUUAACCAGCUUUUGAAAAAGGAGAAAACUAUGCAGGAGGUAUCUACGGCUAAGAAAGUCAGUCUUAAGGGUACUGGGGUCAUAGCUGCUGUGAUUGCUGGAGAUCGAGGCAAAAUGUCCUUAGCAAAAGCCAAGAAACUGGGACUCAUUCCAAUUGAUAGUGCUAACAAGCUUUUGGAGGCCCAGGCUGCCACGGGCCACAUCAUUGAUCCUGAAACCAAUAAGAAACUGACUGUAGUGGAAGCAUGUGACAAAGGGGUGGUUGCUAAGGAGGAUAGAGAACGGUUGUUAGCAGCAGAAUUCGCUGCCGUUGGUUACACUGAUCGUAGCACAGCCAAGCCUCUUUCCGUGUUUGAAGCCAUGAAGAAGGGACUUGUGGACAAGAAAACUGCACUAACUCUGCUUCAGGCUCAAGAAUCUGCAGGAGGCGUUCUUGACCCAGUGAAUAGUAUUUUCCUACCCAGAGAUAUUGCAGUAAAACGUAAACUCAUUGAUGAAGAGCUGAAACGCUCCCUAAUCCAACAGCCCGAGUGCUACGUGGACCCAGACACUGAAAAGUGUGUAACCUAUGAGUCAUUGAAGAGAAGGUGCAAGACUGAACCGGAAACAGGUCUUCUGCUUCUGCCUAUCUCUGAAACGCAAGAUCCCAAGAAACUAAUCUUUGAUGGUAUCCGCAAGCCAGUCACAGCACAGCAGUUGCUUGAUUGCGAAGUAUUAGACAAGCCAACAUUUAACCAGCUUUUGAAAAAGGAGAAAACUAUGCAGGAGGUAUCUACGGCUAAGAAAGUCAGUCUUAAGGGUACUGGGGUCAUAGCUGCUGUGAUUGCUGGAGAUCGAGGCAAAAUGUCCUUAGCAAAAGCCAAGAAACUGGGACUCAUUCCAAUUGAUAGUGCUAACAAGCUUUUGGAGGCCCAGGCUGCCACGGGCCACAUCAUUGAUCCUGAAACCAAUAAGAAACUGACUGUAGUGGAAGCAUGUGACAAAGGGUUGGUGGCUAAGGAAGAUAGAGAACGGCUGUUAGCAGCAGAAUUCGCUGCCAUUGGUUACACUGAUCGAAGCACAGCCAAGCCUCUUUCUGUGUUUGAAGCCAUGAAGAAGGGACUUGUAGACAAGAAAACUGCACUAACUCUGCUUCAGGCUCAAGAAUCCGCAGGAGGCGUUCUUGACCCAGUUAAUAGUAUUUUCCUACCCAGAGAUAUUGCAGUAAAACGUAAACUCAUUGAUGAAGAGCUAAAACGCUCCUUAAUCCAACAGCCCGAGUGUUACGUGGACCCAGAAACUGAAAGGGGUGUUACCUAUGAGUCAUUGAAGAGAAGGUGCAAGACUGAACCGGAAACUGGUCUUCUGCUUCUGCCUAUCUCUGAAACGCAAGAUCCCAAGAAACUGAUAUUUGAUGGCAUCCGCAAGCCAGUCACAGCACAGCAGUUGCUUGAUUGCGAAGCAUUAGACAUGCCAACAUUUAACCAGCUUUUGAAAAAGGAGAAAACUAUUCAGGAGGUAUCCAUGGCCAAGAAAGUCAGUCUUAAGGGUACUGGGGUCAUAGCUGCUGUGAUAGCUGGAGAUCGAGGCAAAAUGUCCUUUGCAGAAGCCAAG
Molecule: messenger RNA, 18293 nt
Organism: Gadus chalcogrammus (walleye pollock)
Lineage: Eukaryota; Metazoa; Chordata; Actinopteri; Gadiformes; Gadidae
Product: plectin-like
Exons: 25
Biological process (GO): wound healing; skin development; intermediate filament cytoskeleton organization
Cellular component (GO): cytoplasm; intercalated disc; plasma membrane
Molecular function (GO): structural molecule activity
Source: RefSeq, a predicted model, not a curated record